Molecule: messenger RNA, 1793 nt
Organism: Aegilops tauschii subsp. strangulata
Lineage: Eukaryota; Viridiplantae; Streptophyta; Magnoliopsida; Poales; Poaceae
Source: RefSeq, a predicted model, not a curated record
ACUGAUUCGAACUGGAUUCCACUCGUUGGGCACGGCGGUUUGGGUUCCUUUCUUCUUUCCGGUUGCUGCACCUCGACCUCCACUUUCCCACUUCGCGGCCGGGCCGGCGUCCAUGGCAACGCCGUCGCACGCGCACGGGCUCCCGCUCGUGCCCCUCCGGACGCUCCUGCUCGCCUUGCCGCUCUUGUCGCUCAUCCUCCUCCUCACGCUGCACCUCCCGCCGCGCCACCACCCGGCCCCUCCUGCCCCCCUCAUCCUCCCCACGCCCCUCCGGACCACCGCCGCCGCCGCCCAGCCUAAGCCCAAGGCCGACCCCUCCUCCUCCUCGUCGCCCUCGCCGACGACGCUCUCGCACGUGGUGUUCGGGGUGGCCUCCUCCCGCCGCACGCUGCCGCUGCGCCUCCCUCUCCUCCGCCUCUGGCUCCACCCGCCCGCGCGCGCCUUCCUCUUCCUCGACGCGCCGCCCCGCGCUGCCUCCGUCCCGGCGAACCUCCACCUCCGCGUCUCCCGCGACGCCUCCCGCUUCCCCUACUCCUACCGGAAGGGCCUCCCCUCCGCGGUCCGCGUCGCGCGUAUCGCCAAGGAGCUCCUCCUCGAGCUCCGCCAGCAGCAGCAGCACCAGUCGCCGCCGCCGAGGUGGCUCGUGCUCGCCGACGAUGACACCGCCUUCGUCCUCCCCAACCUCCUCCACACCCUCUCUAAGUACGACUGGCACGAGCCAUGGUACCUCGGCGCGCCUUCCGAGUCCGCCGCGCAGAACGUCUGGCACGGCUUCAACAUGGCCUAUGGCGGCGGCGGCAUCGCCAUCAGCUGGCCCCUCGCAGCGCGCCUGGCCCGCGUGCUUGACUCCUGCAUCAUCAGGUACCCCCACCUCUACGGCAGCGACUCCAGGAUCUACGCCUGCCUCGCCGAGCUCGGCGUCGAGCUCACCCACGAGCCAGGAUUCCACCAGAUCGACCUUCAUGGGGAUAUAUCUGGAUUUCUAAGAGCACAUCCUCUUGCUCCUUUAGUGUCACUUCACCACCUUGAUCAUGUCUAUCCUCUUUACCCUGGUAUGGAUCGUGCAAAGGCGGUUGAGCAUUUGUUCCGAGCAGCUAAUGCUGACCCAGCGAGGAUCCUUCAACAAACAGUGUGCUAUGACCAUUCAAGAUCACUUACUGCUUCAGUAGCAUGGGGCUAUUCUGUCCAGGUUUUCAAAGGCAAUGUACUGCUUCCUGACAUCCUUGCUGUGCAAAAAACCUUUGUGCCAUGGAGAAGAGGUCGCAAUGUUACGGAUGUUUUUAUGUUUAGCACCAAGCAUUAUCCAAGGGACGAGUGCAAACGAGCUGCUCUUUUCUUCCUAAAAAGUAUUUCUUCCGGCAAAGGCAAGACGGAAAGCAAUUACAGUAGGCAGCUGCCCCAGAAAUGCUUGCCAAACUUGAUUCAGUUGAGGAAUAUGCAACAAAUAAAAGUGAGAUCAGAGCUACUGCAUCUGGUUCCUGGGAAGGCUUUAAGACGACACUGCUGUGACAUCGUACCUUCUUCAUCUGAAAUCACCAUGGACAUUGACAUCAGGAAAUGCAAAGAUGAUGAAUUGAUCGCGAUGCAUUCGUAGUGAUUCUUGAAUAAUAUUGGAUACUCAUUUGGAGUAGAUAAUUUACAGCAUGUUCUCGAAUACACCUAAUUUGCUUUUGUUAUAUACGGACCACACUGUCCCACUUCAUUUUGGGUCUGUAGGUCUAUGUAGAGUUAAAGCAACAUACUGUGAUGCACCAUUACCCAAAGUAAUAUAGUGAAUCAUUUUAUAUACUGUA